GGGCGGGACUCAGAUCCAGACUCAGCCCACAGCGGGUGUGGUUUAGUGAUGCAGCCGGGUCUGGAGCGCUGCUUCCCGUCCAGCUACCGGCAGAGCCUCGUUGUUGUCCCGUCCUGUCCGCUCCGAACAUGAGGAUCCGACCGGUCCUUGCCGCCGUGCUCGUCCUCUGCGCGCUGCUGUCGGUGUCCGGCGCGGCUUCCCGCAAAGGACCGAGGGUCACCGAGAAGGUGUUCUUUGACAUCACGGUGGCGGGUCACGAGGUGGGACGCGUCGUCAUCGGCCUGUUUGGAGAGGUCGUCCCUCUCACUGUCAACAACUUCGUUGCCCUGGCAACAGGAGAGAAAGGUUACGGCUACAAAGGAACCAAGUUCCACAGAGUCAUCAAGGAUUUCAUGGUCCAGGGAGGAGACUUCACCGCUGGUGACGGGAGCGGAGGUCACAGCAUCUACGGAACCGUGUUUGCAGAUGAAAACUUCAAACUAAAGCAUUUAGGAGCUGGUUGGGUGAGCAUGGCCAACGCCGGUCCCGACACCAACGGAUCCCAGUUCUUCGUGCUGGCCGUCAGGGCGCCGUGGCUGGACGGGAAACACGUGGUGUUCGGCAAAGUCCUGGACGGGAUGGCCGUGGUCCACACCAUCGAGCUGCAGGACACCAACGACAGGAACCUCCCGCACACGGAGUGUGUGAUCGUCAACAGCGGCAGGAUUCCCGUCAAGGAGCCGUUCGUAGUGGAGGUGGAGGGCUGGUGAACAGAUCCCAGAUCAGAAGUCAAAUAUUUAAGCCACUAAACGCCUGACCUCCAUCAUAAAGUAGCUUUUUCAGUUUAGUGAAGUUAUUAACUGUAGCCGAUGAAAUCGUCUGUGGGACAAGAAGGGAAGUCGACAAUGAGACAUCAGACAUUUGAUGGGUUGAUGCAGGUUCUGCACAAAUCUGGACUAGAGUCAAACAACAUGUCACACCAUCAACUAUGACACAGACCACUCCGAUUAAAUCACAGAAAGGCUACGUGAUGGAUUCAUCCUGUGAAAGGUGCCGUGAGAAAAACCAGAGCUCCUCAUUUUCACUUGUUGCCAAACGACUUUGACUUUCUAUGCAUCUAGAAAAGUUUGCACACGUUCAUUCAGCUCCUGCAACAAACAACUGUGUUUCCUUCUGAGACUGAAUUAUGCUUCCGAACAGGCGUCGCCCUCAGCCAAUCAGCUCACAGCGGGUUUUAGGUUUACAUGGAGAAGCAUCAUUUCACUAUCUUUUCUGUUGCGUUUCAAACCAAACAUAUCAGCUUGUUCUGUGUUCAAUGACAGCUCUAUUUUCUACAAUAAACAGUAGUCUGGUGUAAAACA
Messenger RNA from Betta splendens (Siamese fighting fish), 1340 nucleotides. RefSeq names its product peptidyl-prolyl cis-trans isomerase C-like. NCBI's taxonomy places the organism in Eukaryota, Metazoa, Chordata, Actinopteri, Anabantiformes, Osphronemidae. Gene Ontology annotation, molecular function: peptidyl-prolyl cis-trans isomerase activity. The record is from RefSeq and is a predicted model, not a curated record. Gene Ontology annotation, biological process: protein peptidyl-prolyl isomerization; protein folding. Bases 129 to 749 code for a protein of 206 amino acids. Gene Ontology annotation, cellular component: intracellular membrane-bounded organelle. The transcript is spliced from 6 exons.